UAUGGCAUAGCUGGCAAUGGCAUAUUACCCAUUCCUCCUCCAAUCAAUCUAUAAAUUAGCAUGAGGACCAUCACAUAUCUUCCCCGUUCCUCCACUCCUCAUCUCAUCUCUUUUAACACACUCACUCACUUUCUCACAUCAUCAUCAUCACUUCAAGUCAUUUAAUUUAUUUAUUAUUAAAAUGGCUGAACCCAGAUUCAUAAUAGAAGCCUCAGAAGCUAAGUCAAUAUCCCAAUCAACGGGCUUAACCCUAACCCAACUACUCCCAAACAUCGUCAAAUCAGCCCAACCAUUAGCCCGUGUUCCCAUCUCCAAAUUCCACGUAGCAGCCGUCGGUGUCGGAAUCUCCGGCCGAAUCUUCAUCGGCGUUAACGUCGAAUUUCCUAACCUUCCAUUUCACCACACAAUUCACGCUGAACAGUUUCUCUUAACAAAUCUCUCUCAAAAUAAAGAAACUCAGCUUCAAUAUCUCGCCGUCUCCGCCGCACCUUGUGGUCAUUGCCGUCAGUUUCUUCAAGAAAUCCGCGGCGCCUCCGAUAUUCCUCUCCUUAUAACUAACUCCGAUUCAUCGGAUUUCACUUCUCUCUCUCAAUUUCUCUCUCAUCCUUUCGGUCCUCACGAUCUUCUCCCUAAACACGUUCCUCUUUUCUUGGAGCCUCGUCACAAUGAUUUGUCGCUUCUCGAUCUCGAAGCAUCCAUCGAUGAUUCAAUCGCCGAAUCCAACGGUUAUACUAAUCAGUUGAAGGUUGCGGCACUGGAAGCGGCGAAUGAAUCACACGCGCCGUACAGUGAAUCACCGUCCGGUGUGGCGUUGUUGGAUUCGAGCGGGAAUGUUUAUAAAGGUUCAUAUAUGGAAUCUGCUGCUUAUAAUCCUAGUUUAGGACCGGUACAAGCGGCUAUUGUAGCAUUUAUUGCCGGUUCCGGUGCCGGAGACGGUGCGGCGGAGUAUGGAGAAUUGGUGGAAGCGGUGUUGGUGGAGAAGGAAGAUGCGGUGGUGAAACAGGAAAGUACGGCGAGGUUGUUUCUUAGUUCAAUCUCACCUCACUGCCGAUUCAACGUGUUUCUUUGCACUUCCAAUAAUAAUAAAAUUAAAAACUAAUUAAUUUUGUUAUUUUUAUUGUAUUACUGUAUUAUUAUUUGAGAGUUAUCUCACCAAACGAAGAGUUAUCACUUAUCAUCAUCAUGGAAUUGGAGAGUAUGGUGUAUAAAUAAUUAAAUAUUAAAUGAGGAAUGAUACGAUUGAUCCAUUUUUAUA
Trifolium pratense (red clover) is the source of this 1255-nucleotide messenger RNA. Its product is annotated as cytidine deaminase 1-like. The transcript has a single exon. Gene Ontology annotation, molecular function: zinc ion binding; cytidine deaminase activity. Lineage: Eukaryota; Viridiplantae; Streptophyta; Magnoliopsida; Fabales; Fabaceae. Bases 182 to 1099 code for a protein of 305 amino acids. Gene Ontology annotation, cellular component: cytosol. The record is from RefSeq and is a predicted model, not a curated record.